AGGCACGUUGCACAACAUAGCAUUACAGAAGCUGAUGUCCUCUAGGACCUGGAAAUGCACUCGGUGCGAGACGGACCAGCGAAUCUCUCGCUAGGUGAUGGCUCAGCAGACAAGAUUUGGUCGGAAAUAUUUGAAGGCUUUUGUUAGUGGCUUCUUUGUGGCUGUACCUGUGACAGUCACUGUUCUUGAUCGUCUUGCCUAUGUAGCACGUGUGGAUGGAGCGUCCAUGCAGCCCUCCUUGAACCCAGAAGGAGGUCAUUCAUCUGAUGUUGUACUUCUGAAUCGUUGGAGUGUAAGAAAUUACAGGGUGCAGCGUGGGGAUGUUGUCUCUGUUGUGUCUCCUAAAAACCCUCAGCAGAAAAUCAUCAAGAGGGUCAUUGCCUUAGAGGGAGACUUCAUUAAAACUCUAGGAUAUAAAAAUCGUUAUGUAAGGGUUCCUGAUGGACAUCUAUGGAUAGAGGGAGAUCAUCAUGGACACAGUUUUGACAGCAACAGUUUUGGACCAGUUUCCCGGGGGCUCCUUCAUGGCAGGGCAUCUCAUAUAAUCUGGCCACCUAGUCGAUGGCAGCGGAUUGAACCCUUUGUUCCAACUGAUCGCAAGCCUUUGCUGAACUGGAGCCAAAAAUCCUCAGAGGAUGAGGAUGAUGAAUGAAAAAGAUGUUACACAAACAAACUGGCACUGACAGACCUUGUGACAAACUGUGGAAGGGACAUUUCACAAGACAGUAAAGUGGAUAUUCAAAAGUUCAUCUUAAGUUAGCCUAUACAGUAUAUUUUCUGUGGAUACUUUGCUUUCCUACUAAGACCUAUUUAAACUGUUUUAUUGUCUUCUUAAAACAAGUGUGACAUGAAAGUCAAACCAUGUAGAGUUGGCACUUGUUGAGAAGUCAUCACUACCUGAACAAUGUUUAGGAUGAUGAUGUCUUGCAUUCAAUUGCCUACUGUUUUUUUUUUUUUUAUCACACAGUGGGGUGACUGUUUCGUUGAGUGUUGCAAAGAUUUCUAUGCUUUACAAUACUGUGGCCACAAAGUAAAACAAUGUAGAAUGAAGUCUUCCAUGAUGGGAUCUACAAUAUGGUUGUGGUGAUUAUUUUUUUCUUAAAUCACAAUUUUGCCAUUUGACAUUGUGCUGGUCAAAUGAGAAUCUUUGAAUAAAAAUACAAUCAAACUAAA
Messenger RNA from Alosa alosa (allis shad), 1173 nucleotides. It is a transcript of the gene immp2l, whose product is annotated as inner mitochondrial membrane peptidase subunit 2. Lineage: Eukaryota; Metazoa; Chordata; Actinopteri; Clupeiformes; Clupeidae. The coding region runs from base 98 to 652 and encodes 184 amino acids. Gene Ontology annotation, biological process: mitochondrial respiratory chain complex assembly. The transcript is spliced from 6 exons. The record is from RefSeq and is a predicted model, not a curated record. Gene Ontology annotation, molecular function: serine-type endopeptidase activity. Gene Ontology annotation, cellular component: membrane; mitochondrial inner membrane peptidase complex.